Messenger RNA from Triticum urartu, 1349 nucleotides. RefSeq lists its product as uncharacterized. Gene Ontology annotation, molecular function: kinase activity. Lineage: Eukaryota; Viridiplantae; Streptophyta; Magnoliopsida; Poales; Poaceae. The record is from RefSeq and is a predicted model, not a curated record.
GGAAGCCGGGGCCCACACUCACUUCACUCUCGUCAGCUACCUCCCAAACUCUCUCAACGUCGCAAGUCGAUCGCAACCACUCCCGCGGGUCUGGCCGUCGCUGUCCACCCACACCCGCCCACCAUGUCGCUCAUCCGCUACCUGCCGUCGCCGUACCUUCCCCUCCCCUCCGCCGCGGCCCGCCGCCGUGGAUUCCUCCACUCCGCCGCGCCUCCCGGUGCCCGUGCCGCCGCCGUCCAUGUCCUCGCCGCGAACCGCGUCGUGCUGGGGUGCGGGCUGGUGACGCUGGACUACCUCGCCACGGUGGACGCGUACCCGCGGCCCGACGACAAGAUCCGCAGCGGGGAGCUGCAGAUAUCGGGAGGCGGGAACGCCGGGAACGCAUUGACAGGCGCUGCUCGUCUGGGUCUCAACACCAGGCUCAUCUCCAAGGUGGCCAACGAUGAAAUAGGAGGAACUGUUAUUUUGGAACUCAAGGAAGCUGGGAUUGACGUGUCACAUGUUAUAAUCUCUGAUGGUGGAAACACAACAUUUGUUUAUGUCAUUAUUGAUAAGAAAACGAAAACCCGAACAUGUAUAAUCACGUCAGGCUACCCUCCAAUGGUUCCUGGUGACAUAUCAAUGUCAAAUUUGUCAGCUGCACUACAAGAUGUAAACUUGCUAUACCUAGACGGAUAUUCACAUGAAAUGGCACUAUCUGUUGGUAAGCAGGCUGAUCUGAUGAAGAUUCCAAUACUGGUUGAUGCGGAGCCAGAAAGAACAAAGACAGAACUGGAGCAUCUGCUCGGCCUAUCGAGUUACAUUGUCUGCUCGGGUAAAUUUCCAGAGAAAUGGACAUCAAUUUCAUGCAUUCCCUCAGCACUACUAGAGAUCCUUGUGCAAUAUCCCCGUGCGAGAUUCAUCAUUGCAACCCUUGGAGAAAACGGGUGCAUGAUGCUUGAGAGGAUCGAAGAUGAUUCUGGAAUAGAUGCGGUAGAUAUUGGGAAUGUUGCUGAGUCCUUAAGGCUUAAAGUGCAUAAAGAUGACAGUCUGCCAACUUGUGUAUCAUCCAAGUUCAUGAGACUCUCUGGAAGAGGGCAUGGGACUAUACACGGAAGAUUGCUCAUAGGAACAGCAGAAAAAAUCCCCGCUCCAGAGCUUGUUGACACCACCGGUUGUGGCGAUGCGUUCAUAGGAGCAGUGCUCUACGGGCUGUGCACAGAGAUGGCUCCGGAAAAGAUGCUGCCUUUUGCCUGUCAAGUGGCAGGCAUCAAAUGCAGAGCGAUCGGCGCGCGCACCGGCCUACCGUGGCGAUCUGAUGCCCGCUUGUCCAAGUACUUGCGUUAGGCACCCUGAAAGAAUUGUGUGGA